This is a messenger RNA of Lolium rigidum, 1117 nucleotides long. RefSeq lists its product as uncharacterized. The transcript is spliced from 2 exons. The record is from RefSeq and is a predicted model, not a curated record. Gene Ontology annotation, molecular function: protein binding. The coding region runs from base 11 to 1117 and encodes 368 amino acids. NCBI's taxonomy places the organism in Eukaryota, Viridiplantae, Streptophyta, Magnoliopsida, Poales, Poaceae.
CGGCCGCGGGAUGGGCGGCGGCGCUGAGGAUGAGCGCCAGAUACUCGUCCACCGACGCCAUGAGCUGACCUCCCUGCCCAUCCCCGACGAGCUCACGCUGGACAUCUUCCUCCGCCUGCCCAUCCCAGCCGACCUCGUCCGCGCCUCCGCCGCCUGCGUCUCCUUCCGCCGCCUCAUCGCCGACCGCUCCUUCCUCCGCCGCUUCCGCAACCUCCACGCCCCGCCCCUUCUCGGCUUCCUCGAGCAGGACACCAAAGUCUUCCACCCCGUGGCCUCGCCUCACCCCUCCGCGCCGGAAGCCCGCGCCGCCGCCCUCGCCGCCGACUUCUCAUUUUCCUUCCUCCCUGGCCCCGCCAGGGACUGGCUCGUCAAGGACAUGCGCGACGGCCGCGUCCUCCUCGACAGACCCCCUGAGCACGACAUCGAUAAUAGAUACAAAGUCGUCUUCUCAGAGCUGGUGGUGUGCGACCCCUUGCACCGACGGUAUAUCCUUCUUCCUCUAAUCCCUGCCCACCUAGCCACUACGGUGGAGCACCCAAUCAGGUCAGCAGCACACAAUCACCGUUGCUGCGAGACCUUUCUCAGCGUGAUAUGGAUGGCGCAGUGCAGAACUAAGCUGGUCGCCUUUGUCUUCUCUUCCAGCACCGGGCAAUGGUGUGCCAUUUCGUCACAAAGUUGGAGUGAUUUGUUUGCUGGCUUGCCAUCGUCAAUAAGGUGGCCUCUCUUCUUUGGGCGCCAUUGUGCAUAUGGGUGCUUCUAUUGGGUGAACUCAUCGAUGGAGAAGUUACUGGUGCUUGACACCCGAAGGAUGGAGUUCUCCAUAAGUGAACCCCCACACGAAAUCAAAGGUUUGCUUAAUGAGGAUAUAGCCAUUGUGGAGGCAGGGGAAGGCAGGCCCGGGAUGUUUGUGGGUCCUGAAAACACAAAUCACCUCAACUAUUAUGUUAGGCGGAACAAUGGUGGGAGUUCUAGCCACUGGCGAUUUGUGAAGACUGUCCCACUGGAUUUUGAGUGUUUGUUGAUGGAUUCGAGGGGGAGGCACUUGUUCCUAUUUAAGUGCGAAAGCUCAUCGCUCGAUGUAGGCCUUUUAUCGCUGGAUGCCGACAUUCCAUCUUGA